Messenger RNA from Physcomitrium patens, 2743 nucleotides. RefSeq names its product ATP-dependent RNA helicase HAS1. Gene Ontology annotation, molecular function: nucleic acid binding; RNA helicase activity; ATP binding. NCBI's taxonomy places the organism in Eukaryota, Viridiplantae, Streptophyta, Bryopsida, Funariales, Funariaceae. The record is from RefSeq and is a predicted model, not a curated record.
GCCGCUUGCUUGCUUUGCUUGCAGGUGGGGUGCGGUGUCGGCGCUGCCUGUGGGGGCCAGGAGGAGUGAAGCGAAGGAGGAUUAGUGCGAAGAAGUGGGCUCUUCUUCUUCUCAGUUCCUCACACAUUCUCUCUCUCUCUCUCUCUCACACUCACUCACUCAUUCAUUCAUUAGCCUCCCCUCAUUGCUCAUUUGCAAUUCUGUGCUUCUCUUUGACCUCUCUUUGUUUCAUGCUGUAGAAACAGAGAGAGUGGUGUUCUCGUUCUCACCGAUGCCCUAACUCUGUUAUCACAAUCCUCUCUCUGCCUGCCUGCCUGAGAGGCCUGUUUAUUCUAUUCUCUAUUUCGUUUAGUUUGGGCGGUUUCUUCUCCGCCCUUCUUCAUCAAUGGAGUUGGCGAUGAAAUCUAGUGGCGAGAAAAAGAAGAAAUCGAGGAAGCGACCGAAGGAUGUAGAAGACAUCGACAAUGGGGUGACCAAUGGAGUUGGGGUUACAAAUGAAAACGAUUCCGGGAAUGGAGAAGUCGAAGCCGAGAAAAAGAAGAAAAAGAAGAAGUUGAGCGAUCCGAAAGUUGUGGACUUGGAGGCCGGGACAGCGGAGCAGCAGGAGGAGAUGGAUGGAGUAAGUGAGGAUGCAGAGCAAGUAGAUAAAACAGAGUCUGACAGACCGGAUCUUAAGGAUGUAAUCAAAGGGAAGAAGUCAAAGAAGACGAAUUUUACUAUCGAGAAUUUAGGUGGAACUGAACAGGUUGAAGGCAUUAUGAGUACCACCUCAUUUGAGUCAUUGCCAGUUUCGGAGCCCACUAAGAAUGCUCUAAAAGACACCGGAUUUUCUCAUAUGACUGAGAUUCAAGCUAGGUCAAUCCCUCAGCUUCUGACUGGUCGUGAUGUUCUGGGAGCUGCAAGAACUGGUUCUGGAAAAACCUUGUCAUUUGUAGUUCCCGCCGUGGAGUUGCUAUUCCAUGCCCACUUUAUGCCUCGGAAUGGAGCCGGUGUGAUCAUUAUAUCUCCCACUAGGGAGCUUGCUAUGCAGAUUUAUGGAGUCGCUCGAGAUAUCCUAAAAUACCACAAGCAAACACAUGGCAUCGUUAUGGGGGGAGCUAACAGAAGAACUGAGGCUGAAAAGUUGGCGAAAGGGGUGAAUUUCUUGGUUGCCACUCCAGGUCGACUUCUGGAUCACCUUCAGAACACCAAAGGUUUCAUAUUCAAGAACCUCAAGUGCCUGGUGAUCGAUGAAGCUGAUCGAAUUCUAGAAAUAGGGUUCGAGGAGGAGAUGAAGCAAAUUAUCAAGUUGUUGCCAAAAGAGAGGCAAACAGUGCUAUUCUCUGCUACUCAAACCACCAAGGUGGAGGAUUUAGCGAGGGUUUCAUUCAAGAAGGCUCCACUGUAUAUUGGUGUAGAUGAUGGUCGGUCGAAAGCUACAGUUGAAGGAUUGGAGCAAGGAUAUUGUGUGGUGUCCAGUGCGGAACGUUUCUUGCUACUAUUCACCUUUUUGAAGAAGAAUUUGAAAAAGAAGAUUAUGGUUUUCUUUUCGUCGUGCAACUCUGUGAAGUUUCACAGUGAGCUUUUAAACUACAUCGACAUUCCGUGCCUAGACAUUCAUGGCAAACAGAAGCAGCAGAAGAGAACGUCAACUUACUUCGAGUUCUGUAAUGCGGAGAAGGGCAUCUUACUUUGCACGGAUGUUGCUGCUCGUGGGCUGGACAUCCCAGCAGUGGACUGGAUUAUUCAGUACGAUCCUCCAGAUGACCCAAGGGAAUACAUUCAUCGAGUGGGUCGAACUGCUAGAGGAGAAGGAUCUCAGGGGCGAGCGUUGUUGUUUUUGAUUCCGGAAGAACUGGGCUUCCUCAAGUAUCUGAAGGGUGCGAAAGUUCCUCUUAACGAAUACGAGUUUCCUUCGAAUAAGAUUGCAAACGUGCAAUCACAGCUGGAAAAGCUUGUUGAGAAGAACUACUAUCUGCAUCAGUCGGCUCGUGACGCAUACCGGUCUUACUUAUUGGCUUACAACUCUCAUGCUAUGAAGGACAUCUUCAAUGUGCAUCGGUUGGAUCUACAGGCUGUCGCAUCAUCAUUCGGAUUUAGCUGUCCUCCGAAAGUGAGCCUCAAUUUAGAUAGCAGUGCUGCGAAAUUCAGGAAAAAGGGUCCAAAAGUGGAGGGUCGGAGUAGUGGCAAGCACGGGUUCAAUGCAAGUAAUCCUUAUGGCAAGAAAGCAGGUGGAGAUAAGACGAAGUUCACCCGGUACUAGAUGUGUUGCGCAGAGUGGAUGAAUCAGCCAACUCAGUUUUGAAAGUUGAUUUUUAUACAAAUGUUUGACAAUUAAUUAGGUGUGAAACUUAUCUAUGCCGUUGGUUUAAGUUUCAUACAUAGAGUUAGUCGUAGCAGCGCAAGCUUUCAGGCAUUUGUUAAUGGGCUGUAAAUAUAAUGAGUAACAUUUAGGGUGAAGAUAUUGGAUCUUCUAUAUCGGUCGCCGCGACAUGCUAUAUUAUUAUUUUGCUGUUAGCAUUUUAGCUAUGAACGUUUCAAGUUUUCGCAGAAGAGUUAUAAUUAGGAAAGCAGAAGCGAAUGGCUUCCUGUAAUGAAACGAUGCUUUCAUGUUGCACUAUCUUUGGCAGUUUCACUGCGAGCAAGAAGGGUUUCAGCGUGAUUCAACCGAUGUACAAUCACAUCGAGAUUGAGUUAGCGAAAAUUGCUUCGAGUGUCUUCUCCGUAUUUACUAGAUUAUCGAAUAUCUUCGUAUUAAUCAGUA